Messenger RNA from Paramecium pentaurelia, 1227 nucleotides. NCBI's taxonomy places the organism in Eukaryota, Ciliophora, Oligohymenophorea, Peniculida, Parameciidae. The record is from the annotation of a GenBank genome assembly.
AUGUUAUCAUCAAAGGAAUAUUAAAGAUUUACUCAAACUCAACUAUCUGAAGAUCAAUCAAAUUUAGAUACUAGUGUAUAUUUGGAAUCACCAUUAUGUACCAUUAAUCGAUAGAGUAUUACAAAUGUUUAAAUUAGAGAGGUUUACUUUUACUAUUGAAAACUCUGUUAUGAGGUCUUAAAAUGACAAUUAACUCAAAUCUUAAUCCUAAAAUAAAUAUUCUAUACCUACCCAUGAGAAUAUAUAAUUUCCCCUUAAAAAAUCUUACAUUCUCCAACGAGCACUCUCUAAUCGAAUACUUAAAAUCAAAUAUAAAAAUAAACUGUAAAAGAGUCAAAGUCAAAUUUAAACCAUAUAGUUUCCAAAGAUUAAUAAUUAAAUUCGAAGACGUAGUGGUUGUGAACUUCUAAGUGAUAAAUAAGUAAUUAUAUUUUAUAUUAUUAGGUUAGACUAGCCUAUCUAUUUCCUAUUACUUAUGUAGCCUAUCAUUAAUAAUAAAAGGAAACUAAAAGAAAUGAAAUGAGAAAGAAAACUAUAUUUAAAAGAAUGUCAAGUAUUUUAAUUAAACAUUCAAAUAAUUUAAAAUCUCAAACUAAUUUAGGAGUUUCCUAAUAGAAAAUUAUAGAUGAGAUUCCUACCAAAUUGGAUGAAAAAUCAUCUAACAUUAUACUAAAGUAAUUCUAAUAAUAAAUUGGAUGUUUUAAAGAAUAAUAAGAUUUAUUAUAAAAUAUGGAGAAUUCUGAAAAACUAUUACUAUUAUAAGAAGAACUUAAAAGAUAUUCUUAAUCUCUUAAUAAUUCACCUAUUAUUAAAAGAAAUUCAAAGAAAUAAUCAACUGAGAGAUUUUUUGAUUCCUAAAAAGUGGUAUUAGAUAUUACUAAGAAAUAACGCAAAACCUUUACUUCUGUUCAAAAUUACAUAAGUGAACGUUAAUAAUCUAACCAAACUAAAUCUGUUGGUGUAAUAAACAAAUAAAUACAUUUUCAAUAUCAAAAUUUGUAAAGUCUAACAGAAACAGAUAGUUCAUCUCCAAUUAAAAUAAAAUCCACAUAAACAGCUCGUCAUUUCACACAUAUCAAAUCUUUAUCAAAUCUCCCUGAUAUAAGAGAAGCAUCAACCUAAAGAUUAAAUAGUAAUAGAAUCUAAAAAAUUGCAGAAAAAGUCAAAAAUAUAUACAUAUUUAGUCCUAGUAAAAAUAAAUUAUUUUAAGAUAAAAUAAAAAUGUGA